Anneissia japonica is the source of this 3702-nucleotide messenger RNA. RefSeq names its product RNA polymerase II elongation factor ELL-like. The record is from RefSeq and is a predicted model, not a curated record. Gene Ontology annotation, molecular function: cis-regulatory region sequence-specific DNA binding. Gene Ontology annotation, biological process: positive regulation of transcription elongation by RNA polymerase II; transcription elongation by RNA polymerase II; snRNA transcription by RNA polymerase II. Lineage: Eukaryota; Metazoa; Echinodermata; Crinoidea; Comatulida; Comatulidae. Gene Ontology annotation, cellular component: transcription elongation factor complex.
CAUGGCCCCAAAAGGAAAGGAAGCAUAUCUUUUAACAGCAACCAGGGAACCAUUUCAUUGCCUGGUGCUUCUGGGUGCAGAGAGUUCAAAAUCCAAGUUACAUCUCUUCCCGAUGCCAGCUGUGAAUGCCUUCAACACAAGUACCAUGAUCGUAUUGAAAGCAUUGGCUGUAUAAUGAACAAAGUGACAAUCAAAGCCACCGAUGAUAGCUACACAGCAACCUCAGAUAAAAUGAAGCAAGCAGAGGAAGAGCUCAAGAAAGUCAGUACCAAAGUGAUCGAGCAAAAGAAUUUAAAGCAAGGUAAGAAGGUGAAGAUAAGAACACCGACAUCCACCCUGAGAAAGUUCCAAUCUCAACAACAACCUGAAAGUGCAAUACCAUCAUGGAAGCAAAAAGUGAAUCACCGAACACCAAGCCUAAGUACACAUAAACCCAGUGGCUCCCUCAAUACAAAUAGUUCCAAUCACUUUAGUAGUAGUAACAACAGCAGCAGCAAUAAUGGUAGCACAAGUAGUAGCAGUGGUUAUAGUAGUUCUAGUCAAAGCAGUUCUGCUAGUAAUACUAGUAGUCCAGGAACAAAGCCUACAAGCAAACUUUCUUGCAGGGAACAUAUUAUCCAUUGGCUGGCUGUCAGGCCUUAUAAAAAAGUAGAGCUAUUAGUCAAACUGUCUAAGGACGGAAUUUCCAACCCAAAAGAAAAAAUUGGUGCUACUCUGCAACAGGUGGCUUACUUAAAGGACAAUACUUACUCAUUACAAAGACACAUGUACAAUGAAGUCAAGGAAGACUGGUCUUUUUAUUCCAGUGCAGACCGAGAUAUUGUUAAAGCGAAAUUGCAAAAGCAUUCAAAUCAAAGACCGAGUGAACUGAAGACCCCACCAAAGCCUCCAAGUGUUGACAAAGAAAGCAAAGUAGUUAAACAAGCUGUGAAAAGACCAAUCUUGCCAGAAAUUACCGAUUUUAAAUUGCCUAAGAUCCAAAGAAUAGCACAUUCCAAAAGAAACUUGAAUGACUCAAAAUCAUGCAGUCCUUCAUCCCCUGGUGAAGUUAGCACAAGUAGAAAUUCUCCAAAACCUGAUAAUGGAUUCGUAGAAUGUAACAAAGAACAACAUGCGCCCUCACCCUCAGAAUGUGUAUCCUCUACUUCGUCGACUCCAGAGUAUAUGAGCAAUUUUAGAAAAAUUACCAAUCCGGAGCAGAGACUAAAAUAUAAGAAUGUCUUCAAUGAAGAGUAUAAAGAGUAUUUAAAUGUUUACAAGAAAAUAGAAAAUGUGCAAAUGAAAUUUAGUUACCUGAAGGAGAGUUUAAGUAAAGUGGAUGUUGAUAGCAGUGAGUAUGAACAAAUAGAACAGAAAGUGUUGGAUGAAUAUCAAAAGAUACAUGAGGAUGAAAAGUACAAAGCAGAAAGGGCAAGGUUUGAUGAGCUGCAUGGAAAACUAAGCUUUAUCAAACGUCUGGUGGUAGAAUAUGACAAUGCCCAGCAGGAACUCUCAUAGUAGGCACAAUCGCCUCGCCACCAUACUACUACAUGUGAACAAGGAAUGACGUUAACGCUACUAUAAUAUGUAGGAAUUGGGCUACCGUUUCCUGGCCUCAUAUUAAGGAUGUAUCUAGAGGCAACAAAACUACUUAAAAUAUAAACAGCUCUGUGAAAUUUAAGAAUUGAUUAUGAAAAUCUUGAGUGAUUUUCUAAUUUUUUUUAAAGAUUUGAACCAAAUGAUAAACUCAAACAAAAUUGACAAUCAUUGACCUUGACAACUAUAGGCCACAGUAUAUAGUAAGACAAGUAACUAUUUUAUCUAAUGAUGGUGUUGGCUAUUUAAUGAUAUACAUUGCUAAUUAACAAAUUGAAUAAUAUAAAGGAGAGGAUUUUAAUUGCGUAAUUAAAAACUUUUAAAAAUGUAGUGCCUUGCUUGCUUGAUGGCUAAUCACUGAUGAAUUUUCUAAUUAAGAAUUGCCAACUAACUGGUAUUGGUCAGCAUAAAUUUAAUUAAUAUAGAUAAAAUAAAGAGAGAAUUUUUAUUUCAUAUUUUAAAAUUAUAUGAAAUGUUUCUUAUAAUGAUUGAGAAAAUUUAAUUGUUUGAUGAUUGGUUAUUGCAGCCAAUGUAGCAUUUCCACACAUUCACGACCUAGUCUCUUGAACUGUGUAACUGUGAUCUAGCUUGUCUAGAUAUACAUUUGUUUAUGAGCUGCCACAUAAGCAGUAGCAGGUAGACCAAUCAAGAUUUUUAUGUUUUAGGAUUAUAUGCAGACUCAAAUUGGAAUUAUGAGGUAUAUGUAUGUAUGAUAAUGACAUUUUGAUAUACGGUAUUUCAGGUGGUUUAUGCCAACUAAAGUGUAGAGUACAGUAUUUGCAUAUAAUGUGUUGUUAAAAAGUUUAAUGUUUAUUCUUUCUGAUUAGUUGCCACUACGGGAUCACUCACGUAUACAUUGCCAAACUGAAGCUUAAAUCAUUAAAACGGUAAUUAAGUGAUACUUAGUGUUGUUUCUCAAUGUGUAGCUAUACUACACUGUUGAAUAAAUAAGUAUUUUAAUUACUUCAAUCAAUUCAAUUUAUUCAUGCAUAUUAAUCUCUAAUUAAUAAACUUUUUAAAUCUACAAAUCUACAUAAGGACAUCAAAAUUACUACACAGUCAUACUGUGGAGCUAUUAUAAGUCUAUAGUCUGAAAAUAUAAAUUACAGUAGAACCCGUAUUAAGAGGAUGCCUUAAGUCAAUAGUCUUGACUGAUAGACCUAAAUAAACGGAGUCAAUAGACAAACCAUGGUGCUAUUUACUUUACAUAGUUACUCAGUGAGUCAUAGCUGAGGCCAUAGUAAGAUGCUUAUGUACUAUGUACUUAAAGUGUGAUAAACCAUGGAAAUAUUAUAUAAUAAUGCUUUUCUUGGAUAUAGUAAACCAUGUAUGAUAUAUGGGUGACAAAAAAAUCAACAGUAAAGUCUAAAAAUUAUACAUUUUGUAAUUGAAAUUUGAGACUCUAAAUAUAUUUGCUUCAUAAAAGUUAGUGUCUUUUAUGUAUUUGAUUCUUUAAAAAAAUAAAAAUUAAUUAAUAGUUAAGGCAUUUUAAAUGCUUGUUCAAAACCAGUUAAUUAUUUCUAUGUAGAUUUAAUUGGGGAAGUAUACAUAUAACUAAUGAACUGUUAAGAGUAAUUUACAUCCCCUUAUAAGUUGAUAAUAAUAUUGUUCUAAAUCAAUUAUUCAAUUACAUCCUCUCUUUUUCUUGUUUUUACACGAAAUUGUUGUGCAUUAUGUUGACAUUUCUGUAAUGUAAAUGAACUAUGUUAUGUUGGUAAGUGUGUGAGGAAAAAAUCUCAACUCUUCAUAGAAUUCAUAUUAUGGUCAAGAUUCUUUUAGUCGCAUAAUAAAUGCUGAGCCCUUAUUCAUCCUCAGACAAAUGUAAAAAUCCCAAGAUCUCAAUCAUGUGGUUUGAGAAUGUGCAGUGGUCUGAGAAUGUGUAUGCAUGAACCUACGUUCUCCAUUCAAACAAACCCCUGGAAUGAGAUCUCAGGAUUUUUAUUUUUGUUUAAGGAUGAAUAAGGCAAGACUUUAUUUUAUACCUUUGUUUCAGCAAACCCGUCGACUGCAAAUAUUGAUGAUUUCAAAUAAAAAUAAAAUUUUAUUUUUUGCCAAUCAGUGCACCCACCGCCACGAAAAAUGGAAAUUCCAGAAAAAAAUAAAAAUGUAUCUUUAUUUUUAUUACAC